AACAAAGCUCAAAGUCAACUUACAAUUUGAAAUAUCAUAUCAAUGUAAAUGAGCUUCUUUUCGAUUAUUUUGGGAUUGCCUAUAGAAAGAAUAAAAUUUAUUUCAUAAAUUAUAUAAUAUUUACCAAGAAUGAAAUUUAGACGUGUACAAAUAACACGCGACCUUUCCUAGCACUAACAAAACAUAUACAGCUAAUAUUUUUUGACAGAAGCGUACAGAAGAUAAAAAUGUUAUUUGUUAAUAAUUUUUUUGUAAAUAUUUGUUAAAUGAGCAAUUGUAGAAUGUGAUCACAAUGGGCGGCUGCAUAGGAAUAACUAGAAGUGGUAGCGGGCCUAUAGAGGAGUCCUCGGCUACCGUGUCUCGGCCUAAUUCAGGUGGCCUGAGGAAGAAUCAGUCGCUAUGCCACGAGACGAUAAGAUGGAAAUCAGACGUGCCAUUGACAGAAGGACAGCUACGUAGCAAAAGGGAUGAGUUUUGGGACACAGCGCCGGCGUUCGAAGGACGCAAGGAGAUCUGGGACGCACUGCGGGCAGCUGCCGUCGCCGCAGAGGCGAUGGACUUCCAGCUCGCGCAGGCGAUCCUCGACGGAGCCAGUGUAUCCGUACCUAAUGGCUACCUCACAGAGUGCUAUGAUGAAUGGGGCACAAGAUAUCAGGUCCCGAUAUACUGCCUAUCGCCACCAAUAAACAUGGUGAAGGAGGCCAGCGGGCGGGACUCGCCGGCGGAGUGGUCGGAGCCGGUGGAGGGCGGCACGGAGGUGUCGCUGCGGCUGCGGCUCUCCAACACCUGCAAGGACGUCGACCUGGCUGUGUACUCCCGCCACACGGUCGCACAGUGCAAGAAUAAGUUACAUGCUCAAGAAAACAUAGAGCCGUGGCGGCAACGCUGGUUCUACGGCGGCAAGCUGCUGGGCGACCGCCUCAUGGUGGAGGAGGCCAAGAUCACGCCCGGGUACGUCGUGCAGGUCAUCGUGAGCACCGACCCGCAGCCGCCCAGCUAGUCGCGCAAACACUACUGCGUCUUUGUGGUACUUUGCAUUUAUUUUUCCAUAUUAUUUGUAUAAAGGCGACAGCUCAGCGCGAGUGCGGGUUUUCAACUGAUGACGUCAUUUGACAGGCACGGUUAGCGCCAUCUGUUGAUAGCCGGUAGAAGCUAAGUUGAUGUUUGAAUUAAUCAUUCUAAAACUCGCACUCGUGCGCGUUAGGGUCUUAGUAUAAAGGACUCGUUUUACUUGUUUUAGAUAGUACGGAGUAGGUUCAAACGUCACUUGGCUCAUGUGUACGACUACGUAUAAGCUCUCUCUCGCUGUCGUACUGUAGUUAUAUUUCUAUAUUUACUGAUUAUUUAUGUUUUGUAGAUUAUAGUUUAGGUUUGGGCCAUACAUGCGCUUUGUGUGAUCAAUCGUAGGAAGCACAAGCGACCGUGGCGCCUUUUGUGCUCAUUUUACUGUCAAAGAAUGUACUAUGGAGAUUGAAAUCUUUAUAAAUACAAGCAUAUACUCACAACUUUUUGAAGAUUUUUUGUAUAAAGUGCAAUAAAAUGACGGGAUAUCCCGUAGUAAUGAUAAAUAUUGAAAUAAAUAAUUUCGUUCACAUCAUUGUUUACUUUCCGUAUGCUUAGAGUAAAAUCGCCCAGAGAAAUAAAUAUGUUCAUAAUAACUGCAAAAUAUCACGAAGACGCUACAGCAAGGAUUACGGAGCAACACGAUCCACGUAAUAAAUAUAUUUAUUCUAAAGUAACAAAGUGGACGGGAAUACAAUAUGUGUAACUAUGUGAAGAUGGCCCUGGGAUAUACAAUCAUUAUAAUAUUAAAAAUAUUCAGAACCCAAGAUUGGCAAAACUGUUCUUGGUAAUAUCAUGGAAAAAAAUAUGCAAGAAAUCCUUCCAUGAUGUUUGCUAACUCCGGAAACUUAAACGAAGUGUAUUAUUUUUUCUGUAAAAAAAUAACAUUGUUAUCUCAAUUUCCUAACAAGUAAUAUACACAAAUAGUUUUGGCUUAACACAACUAUAUUGUAUGUUCCAAGGCCUAUAUCUUUAAACAUAUAACUCUGUGCUCGAAAAUAAGGCUCGAUGUCCCGGCGAACGCAACGCUUGUAACGUGUCGCCUUGUAUAUUACAUUCUUAUCUGUAACUCGUCCGUAGAAUAUGUGACGUUUGCUCUAACUAUUCAAUAAUGUUUGAUUAAAAUCACAACUUUUAAAUAUAACAGAUGGGGACCUUACAGCGCACUACACAAUGUAGAGCGGCGAUUAUUAUAACUUAAUUAAGGCGGGUUUAUUAUUAAGGAAUUCCAUUUGGAUCCAAAUAGACCCACGAUCUCGAUGAAAACGCGUGAGCGAACGGUUUAUAAACAAUUGUGCAAUAUGAUUAUUGUAAAAGGUUGUGGUGAAAGGUGGUGUCUCUUGGUUGGGUCAUUUAGAUCCUUCUUUUGUUAAUUAUUCAGUUUUUGGCAUAGUAUGUUCAAAGUUAUGAUAAAUGAAAAUAAAUUAAAGACAAUCGUUGCAUAUCUUACGGACGACACAUCACGCUAAUAAUUUGUAUUAGAAUCGUAUAAAUUGUCUAUAUUUAUAUAUAAAAUGCCCCAAUUGUAGUGUUUAAUAUGGUAUAUGUAUAUUGCAGUGAUAACUGGAUAGUUUAAGGCUAUAAGAUGGGUACACGAAUAGGAGCUGGAAUACAUUUUUAUAUGAAGCAAGGAUUUUAUCUCAAAAAUGAUAAGUUUCAGUUUUGUUGCUGGUAAAAAUCAUUCUGUUUCCAAUGCGCCGUUAAAUUUCACCGAUACACCAGGGAAAUGUUAAUUUGUUUGAAAAUUGAUUUUACGAAUAUACAUACUUAAUAACACACAGACAAUAACUUGGCUCUUAUGUAGCUUUUCAUUAAAUUAGUUAUAACGUACUAACACUAGAGACAAUCUGUCCGUCCGACGCUCACGCUAAACGGAUAUCGUAAUACAAAUGGGAACUUACUUAUUUCAUAUCAUCUAUAAUAGGGAAUAUUCGCUAUUUUAAAUAUUUUGCUCACUGUACAUGCAUACUCUAGUACGAUAACACUCGUUAUAUUUAUCAAAUUGUACCUACAUAUAUAUUUACACGACUCGAAGGAUUUUUAUUUAUUAAAUAGGUUUCACUUUAAGGAGCUUGUAUACUUGUUUUUUUUUUCUAUCUAUUGUUUUUAUUUUAUGGCCGUCCGUGUGCCAUCAACAAAGAACCAAUUGUUAGCUGGCCUCUUCAUGAGGUAUUUAUUGCUGCUUUUCUGCGGCAAACUAUUUAGCCUAUUUUUUUAGGGGUCUUUCUACACUAAACUGUUGAAGCUAGUUUGCUUAGACAACGUUUAUGUAGUUUGGAUUGCUUGAAAAAUUUAGGUACCGGUCAUUACGCCUACAUGUCAUUGAUCUUAUAUCCAACCUGUUGUACAAUGCAUGCCCAUUUUGUUGUAGAAUAUCACCUUUUAAUUUGAAUAAAAGGGUCAGUACAGCUUACACAGCUGUAUAUACAGGUUUCUUAUAAAACAAUGACUUUUGUAGGCGAGAAAUGUACACAAAACAUAAUUAUGGUAUCGUUUGAAGUAUUAAUCUGCCAUAACGUACCGCGACUGCCAUCUAUUGUGAUGUUGUGAGAAUUUUCUUUAUAUACUUACUGAAUUAUUAUAAUAAUAUAUUGUUUAUUUUGAAUAUUUUAAUCGAACGCUAGAUGUUAAUUUUGCAUUCUGUAAAGUCGUCGAACAUUGGUCGCGUCGCUGUUCUAACUUUUGAUGUCAUGCUCUGUCGUUUACAUGUUGAGAACAGGAACGUUCUUCAACCCCAGCCAGUCUGAUUCGUCGUUGCCAUGGUUACAUAAAAUGCGCGCCAAUGUUCACAAGAGCUGCUAUUCGGACUAACUUGUCAUUGAUUAAAUACAAGCGUACAAAUAUGUAACUUGUAAUAAUGUGUUUAGUGUUAAAUUUUGCACACGAGUUAAUUAACGCAAAACUAUAAAGUUGUUAGUGAUUUGUAAAAUGUAUUCUUAUUGAAGAAAUUAUUAAGAUAAGUUUCGGUUACAAUUGUAUUUUGUUAUGAUAUAUGAUGGAAACAUGUAUAGGAAUAUCGAUAUUUAUAACAAAUCGAUUUUAUAACGAUCACUCGCUUUUAUUUGAUCUAUCUUUAAUGUUUCCGUUGAAUCAUGUGGUAUGUAUUGCGAUUAUUAUAACGCUCACAAAUUACGUUCAAAUAUAUAUUUAGCCGUGAUAAAUAAUCCCAAUACAUAUCGAAACAAAAUAUUAUUUAGAUGUAAAAGCUAUAUUAACUCUUCUUGUAAUGUUAUGGCCUUAUAUGAUACUCAGUGGGACUCCGACAAAUAUAAAUAAUGCGUACUUAUAGAUGUGGUCAUUGUACAAAACUUUAGAAUAUUCAAUCAGUUUGAGCACAAAUUAUCAAUUCGUUUUUUUUGCCGACUUUUUUGUUGGCAAACCAUUCCUUAUGUUAAAAUGAUUUUAAUUACAGCUGUGCACUGCACUGCCUUGUCAUAAAAAGUUCAGGCUUUGUUAUUUUUAUUGGCUAUAUAACGUAUGUAUGAGGGACCUUCUGGCACCGUCAUAAGUACCCACAAACUUCGCGUAAGCACCCCUUCAUACCAAUCUAAAAGGCCUAAAGCCUCUCCGACAAUAUUCACUUACAUAUCGACUCGAUUCUUUCUUAUUUACUCGAUGAUUCAUAGUGGGUUUAAUCGAUAUUUUCAGAUUUAUCGAUAUGUUGUUGAUUCAUAACGUUGUAUAAAUCCCACACCUAGUGAUAUGUAUGUCUCAACAGCAUUUAUUUAUAAAUCGGAUAAUUUCAAUGAUGAUAGUUUUAUUUUUUUGAAAAUAUGCAUAUGAAGAUAUAGAUUAUAGAGAUAAUAAAUUGUUAGCAGUUUUAACUUGCAUUUAAUAUUGAAUAGAUGGAUCCAGGAACAAAAUAAAUUAUAAUUAUAGUUUGUUUUUUUGUCAUCGUGGGAGUUUAUUAAUUUCUCGGUUUUAAUAAAUUACUUUGUAUAUUUUUUUCGGAUGUGGGCGGGGCCAAUUCAUAUUAAGAAUUUUAAUUUUUUGUUUUUGUUUCCUAGAUCCAAUGAAGUUUUGUGCAUGUUAUAACUGCUAACAGCCUACGUUAUAUUUCUAAAUUGUAAUAAGAGGAUUAUAACAUUUUAGUACUAACUUAUUAGGUUAGUUUUAGUAUUUAUACAUAAUUAUUUAAUAGUUAAAUUGGGAAGAGGCUUGAGAUAUUAUUUAGUUUGAUGAUGGUGACUCUGGAAACAUUAUGUAAAUUCUACUCGGUCUGUAGUCCUACGUCUUACCUCUAAAUAUAAUUAAGCUAUUCAUAAAUCUUGACUCGAGGAAUGUUUCGAAAAGAUCUAACAUACUAAGCUUUGUUUUAAUUUGUUGUUCUACCUUUCCAGGUUUGUCGUGUAAAAUUAAAAAUACGUUAUGAAUUAAAAUAUGACCAUAUCACAAAUAAUGUUACAGAGUUAUCAUUUUCAUCACCAUUUUCAUUACUACGUUUUCAAGUUAAACAUUUUAUUAUAGAAAAUUCUAUCAAUACGUACAUGUACUCGUGCACGCUAAAUUCAUCUUUGUGUAAUGAGAAUAAGUUCUAUGGUCGCGAUCACGACUUGUGAUUUUAGUGUGUCACCAAGGUUUGAACUGCAUAUACACAAAAAGUUUAUUCUCGCCAAGAUACUACUCCGCCUAAACAAUGUCUAUACCAAAUGUAGUUCUCGCCUUAACACACAAUAGACUGAAAUUGCCAGUGUAAAAAAUAGUAUUUGUUAUCUGUGAACAAUUCCCCUGUGUUACCAUCAACAAUAAAUUUUAAUGUCUCACUUUACGCUAAUCUUUUCAGUUAUAUUUAGGUUACAUUGCAGUCGGCCAUAGCUAGUUAUACAAUAGUAUUUUACGGUCUAAAACAUGUUUAAUUUCGGACUAAGGAAUUAUGUAUGGUGCUAUCAUUUGUUUUAUCGCAACUGAACCUGUUUCAUUCGAUAUUUGUUGCAUUUUACUGUGGAGUGUGGACAUGUCUACAAGAUCUUACUACCAUGCUUUACGUCAUCAAGACUUGUCACAAAUAUAAGAUAUUGCUUCGGAACAAUGUAUUUGAAAUGUAAGUUAUCCUAUAUGAGUUCAAUGUCCAUUUCAUAGUCAGAUCACAUGAAAUGAACGAAAGGUUCGCCAUUAAUAAUUUCUACCAAUUAAAUGUUACUGUAAACACAUACGGGUAAUGUCCAAAAUUGUAAAACUUUAUUCAAAUGUCAUACUCACAUCUUUAUAUGUUCUCUGUUCCUUCUCUUACACUAAGCACUGUAUAGUCGGCGCCGCAAUUGUUAUUUAUGUUGCUGACUGUACCCACUUGGAAUGUACCAAGAAAUAAAAUUUAUUUACGUACUCAAGAA
Molecule: messenger RNA, 6392 nt
Organism: Trichoplusia ni (cabbage looper)
Lineage: Eukaryota; Metazoa; Arthropoda; Insecta; Lepidoptera; Noctuidae
Product: ubiquitin domain-containing protein 2
Exons: 4
Coding region: 293-1000 (235 amino acids)
Molecular function (GO): protein binding
Source: RefSeq, a predicted model, not a curated record